Rhodotorula graminis WP1 is the source of this 8920-nucleotide messenger RNA. RefSeq lists its product as uncharacterized. Gene Ontology annotation, cellular component: nuclear RNA-directed RNA polymerase complex. Gene Ontology annotation, molecular function: RNA-directed RNA polymerase activity. The transcript has 14 exons. Bases 1 to 8841 code for a protein of 2946 amino acids. The record is from RefSeq and is a predicted model, not a curated record. Gene Ontology annotation, biological process: signal transduction; siRNA processing. Lineage: Eukaryota; Fungi; Basidiomycota; Microbotryomycetes; Sporidiobolales; Sporidiobolaceae.
AUGGCCCAGACCGCCCCGCCGUACUUGCCCUUGCGCCAGGCCGGUCACGACCACUCGCCCCGCCUCGGCUCGAUCGCGCCUCCCGACCCUCCCUCGCUCGACACCGCCGCAAAGCGCACCUCGUACCGCCCGCCGAUCCCGCCAAAGCCCUCGUCUCGUACCGCGAGUCCCGGUCCGCCGCCGCACAACAUGGCCAGCAGCGGCUCGCGCGCCCACGACGAUGCCGACGUCGACGACCAGGCCGCUCCACCAAGCCGCGAGACGAGCCCGACCCUGUGGAUGCGCGCCAUGGCCCGCGACCGCGGCAUGUCGACGCCCUCGCCGCCGCCCUCGACCGGCGACGCGCGCUCGGCCGGCGCGAGGACGCCCCGCUCGGCUCGAGGGUCGCCCAUGAUCGGCAGCAGCGCCGACGGCGGCAGCCCUUCUUCGCCCAGCCGCACCUUUCCCUCGCGCCCGAGCCCGCGCAUGCCUCCCGCCGUCCCUCCUCGCCCCGUCAACCUCUCGUCGCCGACCGCCCGACCCGCACGAGCCGACAACGACGUCUGCCUCGGCGACCCGCACCUGCCGUCCGCGUCGUCGUGCCCCCAAACCUCGUCGCCGUUCGCCUCCCUACACGCCUCCCUACACGCCUCGGACGCCCCACGGCCCAUCCCGACCAUCACGACCUCGCCCUCGCGCUCCCCCGACCGCUGGCGGUCCCGCCCGCCGCAACACCCCGGCACCGCCACCGCCGGCGGCGCGUCGACGCUGUCCUCGUCGGCGUCGUACAACUCGUCGCUCAACACGUCGUCGUCGUCGUCGGCCACGUCGGCGUUCAACGCCCUCGGGCGCGGCCUCCAGCAGGCCAAGCUCAAGGACCGCCUCGGCGCCGGCGUCGGCUUUGCGCGCGACUGGGGCGGCCGCGGCAAGGGCAAGCUCCAGGACGGCUGGAGGGGCCUCCAGGCGCACCGCACGGCGGCGUCCGUCUCGGGCACGGGCGACGCGCCGUACGCGCUCGCGAGCCCGCCGCUCGUCGGCUCGUCGCAGCUCGAUGCCGCCGCCACGGGUGCGCCGGCCGGCGGGCCAGGCGCGCUUCGCCUCCCGACGACGAUCUAUGGCGUGCACGUGCCCAUCGCGCGAGGCGUCGCGUUCGGCGCCUCGCUCGUACCGCUCGUCGAGCGCACUCGGGCACCUCCUCGAGCGGCGGCCGGCCCGGCCUCGUCGUCCUUGACGCACGGCGUCGUCGUCGAGGAGGACGACGAGGGCGACGACGACCCGGUGACGGGCUCGAGCGCGCGGCACUGGCUCCCGGGCGCAGCGUUCCGGCUUCUCGAGUACCUCGAGCUGUGGGGCCCGCGCGAGGAGGGCGUGUACCGCGUGCCCGGCAGCAGCCACAUGGUGGCGCAGCUGCGGUGCAUGUACGACGCCGGCGUCGGGCAGGAGCUCGACCUGAGGGAGAUCGGGCCGGCCGACCUCGACCCGCAUGCGGUCGCAAGCGCGUUCAAGGGCUUCUUGCGAGAAAUUCCCGACCCGCUCCUGUCGCACCAGCUCGAGCCGACGAUCGACGCCCUCACGACCGCCGCCCUCGGUCACCCCGCCUCGUCGUCCCACUUCCUCUCGGGCGCCACUGUCCUUCCCUCUCGCGGCAGCAGUCCUGCAGCGUCGCCCAAUCCCGCCUCGGCGCACGUCCCGCCCGACUACGUCGCCGAGCUGCGCACCCUCUUUACGUCCGCCCUCCCCGCCGAGCACUUCUACCUCCUGCGCGCCAUCGCGUUCCACCUCGCGCGGCUCGCGGCGCACGAGCACACCAACAAGAUGAGCCUCAACAACCUCAGGCUCAUCCUGAGCCCGACGCUCCGGUUCACGCCCGGGUUCGUCAACUUGCUCGUUGGCGAGAGGGACGCGCUCUUUGGUGGCGGUAACGACGAUGGACGAGCGCGACGAGACGCCGAUGCCUCCUCGACUUCUGGCCCAGCACCCUCCCUCGCCCACGCCUCGUCAUCGUCCUCCUCCUUGUCCACGAGUCGCUCCUUUGCCGGCGACCGGUGGCUCGUCAUCGACGAGCCGCCCCUCUCGCUCUCGCCCUCGACCGCUUUCACCUCGACUUCCUCCGUCUCGAGCCGCCCCUCGCCGACGCACCUCUCGUCCAGCAACGACUCGAUCCCGACCUCGACUCGCUCGCCCUCGCCGCAGCAGACGCCUAUCGCCGACCGCUUCGCCUCGGCAUCGACGUCGCCCGUGUCGUCCAUCGUCGCGCCGCCGCCGCCGCCGCCCCGAGGAGCAUCUCCCGCCUUCUCGGCCUCUUCCACGGCACCCAUCCUUGCGCCAAAGCCGUCCCUCCCUCCACUUGACCGCCCAGAUCGCGCUACACCGGGCUCGGCAUCAUCUCGAGCCCGAUCCGCCGUCACGUCGACCUCGCCGACCUCCUCCCCGCCGCUCGCCGCCGCGCCCUCGCCUCACCCAGGCUCGACGCCGCGCCUCUCGCUCGGCCCCGAGUUUCGCAGUGCGCUCGCCGGCCUCGAUGGUCCGCUCGACGCGCCGGCGCCGGCCGCCGGCCUCACGAGCGCGCCCACGUCUUCCUCCUCCCCGGUGGCGGCGGUGUCGGCGGUCGAGCAGGAGGCGCUCGAGCGCGAGAAGGACAAGGCGCGCAAGAAGGCGCGGCGGGAGAGCCGGGCGCUGAGCGGCGUCGGCGCCAUGCCGCUCGGGGUCGGGCUCGGGCUCGUCACUCGGCCGCCCGUGCGGCGCGCAGACGAGGUGGACGAGCGGCAGGCGGAGGCGAUCGCCGAGGGGGACGAGCUGGAGGCAGCGGAUGCCGCGAUGGGCUCGAAGGCGGCGCAGCGCUGGACGUUGCUGAGCGUCGACGAGCGGAGGAGGCUGUUUGGAGAGAAAGGGUCAAAGCGUACAACGCUCGACUGGUUUCAUCUACGACAAGCCCUGCCGGUCCCCUGCGAGCUGCCGCACAGCCAGCCCAAGCCGCGCCCGCCCGACACCUGGCGAGCCGUCGCACAAGGUCCAGAGCCCGAGCAGAACGGCACAAGCCGGUCGCCAGCGCAACGAGCGCCGCUCGUCGCACCUUCUGCCCCGCCCGGUCAAGGGCAGUGGAGGACGGGCGACGGCCAGCCCGAGCAGUGGGUUCCGCGCGAGGGAGCUGGGCGCCGGUGGAGGUUGCAGUUCCGUCCGCCGCAGCAGGACGAGCGCACGGCGCACCAAGACGCCGUCGACCCGGUUCCCCUUCCUCCUCCUCCUCCUCCUCGCCAAGCCAACCCUCCUCGUCCACCACUUCCUCCUGCCCCUCAUCCACCCGCACGCCCAGAGCCCCCAGUCGAUCCUCUGCUCCCCGGCACGCGCGAGUCGCGUCCGCACCUCGACCGCCCGUUCCUCCCGUCCGACGUUCACCCUCCCGGCGCACGGCCCAUCAGCCUCGACCCGAACUGGACCGGCUUCCCUGUCGACGCGCUGCACCUCGGCACCCUCGACGAGCGCCAGUUCACCCACUUCGGCAGCGAGCGCGAGGUGCCGCUCAAGCAGGGCCGCCUCGAGGUCAAGACGGGCGCGCGCAAGAACGACAAGGUCGAGCCGCGCGGCGAGGUCACCCUGAGCGGCAAGGGCUUCGAGGGCGACGCCGCCGUCAAGAUCUUCUUUGAGCCCGGCUCGCUCGGCGCCAUCUACUGGGCCCGGGUGCCCGACGUGCACGAUCGCGACCCCGGCGGCGGCGAGAGCGAGCGGUACCAUCUCGUGCUCUGCACGCGGUGGACGCCGCGCUUCUUCGCGUACAAGGCGCGCGACGGCGGCGACAACGUCGUCGGGCAAGUGCGCGUCACGGCGCUCGACCUCAAGCACGCGAGCAAGAUGUCGCUCCUGUCGCGGCACUUCCUCCUCGACCUGCGCCUGCCCCGCGACACGUCGGUCCAGGGCGACCCGCCGACGCCCUACUCGUUCGUCGACCUCCUCGGCUUCCUGUACGACGCGGGCCUCGUCGUCGCCGACCCGCUCCCCUCCUUCCGCCUCCUCGCCUCGCGCGCCUACACCGGCCGCGUCCUCACCCGCCUCGACGCCGCGCUCGGCACCCUGUCGCCGACCCUCGCCUUCCACCUCGAGGGCCUCGUGCGCACCGAUGGCACCCUCACGCCCGCCGAGGUCCUGCGCCUCAUCGACGAGCACGUCGUCCCGAUGGAGGCGACGGCCGAGCUCGGCGACGCCGUCACCGAGGACAUCCUCAUCGAGCUGCGCACGCUCCUCGAGGAGGACCGUGUCGCUCGAGCGCAGCGCGUCCUCCUGCGCCGUUUCUUCGACGUCGACCUCGACACGAGCUCGCCCGCUCUCGACGAGUGGACCGAGACGGCCCGAGCGCACGUCGUCGACGAGCGCAAGCGCGCCGAGCUCGUCCCGCAGGGCAAGACGGGAGCAGGAGCCGAGCACUUCUGGUGCAGGACGGUCACGGUGACGCCGAGCGGGAGCAUCAAGGUCGGCGGCCGCGUGGUGGAGAAGUCGAACGCCGUCAUCCGCCGGUACUACGACUCGGUCGAGGGCCACAAGGAGAGCGACCACUUCCUGCGCGUCCUGUUCCGCGACGAGGACGGCGCCCAGGUCGGCCCCGUGCUCAACCUGCCCGAGCACCACAAGCUCCUCGAGGCGAGCGUCGGGCGGGCGCUCAAGCAGGGCGUCAAGUUCGCGGGCCGCACGUUCGAGUUCCUCGCCUACUCGCAGUCGGGCUUGCGCGAGCGCGCCGUCUGGUUCGUCGCGCCCUGGGUCGUCGAUGAGGGCCUCAAGGUCAAGGUCGUCAACGCCGAGGCGAUCCGGCGCCGGUUCGGCAACUUCGUCAAGAUUGAGCGCAUGCCCGCCAAGCUCGGCUCGAGGUUCUCGCAGGGCUUCACGGCGUCGCACGCGACCGAGGUCCUCCACUACAACCAGAUCGACGCCUGCGACGACAUCCUCGAGCUCGACCAAAACGGGCACGAGCUCACCAACCACACGGACGGCGCCGGGCUCAUCUCGAACGACCUUCGCGACCAGGUCUGGGCGACGCUGCAAGACAAGGGCUUCCGGCGCAACCGCGACGGGCCGGCGCCUUGCGUGUUGCAGAUCCGCUUGGGCGGCAGCAAGGGCAUCCUCGUACUCGAUGAUCACCUCAAGGGCUCGCGCCUCGUCAUCCGCCCCAGCCAGAACAAGUACUUGGGCUCGGCCGAGACCGAGGGCGGCGAGCGCUUCUGCCUCAACGUCGCCGACGCCUUCACAAGGCCCAAUCCUCUUCGCCUCAGGCGUUGUCGACGAGGCGAGACCGCCGACCUCUUGCGCCCGCCAGACCGCCCGCUCAUCUCGGCGCUCGACGACCUCGGCAUCGACACGGACGUCUUCUUGCGGUACCAGAAGAUCGCCAUCGACGAGCUACAACCCGAGCAGCUGGCAACGCUCCGCGGCGCGCACCACGCCCUCAACCGUUUCUCGUUCGGCCUCGCUUCUCGGUUCAAGAGCCUGCUCGGGUCGCUCCUCGACAAAGGCCUGCCCGACUCGAUCCUGCGCGAGGAGCCGUUCCUCCACGGCGCUCUCGAGGUCGUGCGCGCCCGCAGCUUGCGCGACCUGCGCGACAAGGCCGCCAUCCCUGUCGCCGACGCCUACGUCCUCGUCGGCGUGCCCGACCAGGACCGUGUCCUCAAGGAGGACCAGGUCUUUGCGGCGCUGCGCUUCCCCGACAAGCCGGACGACGUCGUCUACCUCGAGGGCAAGAUUGUCGUCACGCGCAGCCCGAGCACCGACCCGGGCGACAUCCGCAUCAUGCACGCGAUCGGCAAGCCGCCCGCCGGAGCGCCAUGGCGGCUUUGUAGCCUCGAGAACUGCCUCGUGCUCCCGACCGUCGGCGAGCGAGCCAUCGCCUCGACGAUGGGUGGAGGAGAUCUCGACGGCGAUACCUACCAGGUGCUCGGCCCUGCCGACCUCGUCCCGCGCUCGAUGGCGAGCCCGCGCCCGUACGAGGGUGACCCGCCCCUGGAGCUCGACCGUGCGGCAACCAUCGACGACGUCGCCGACUGCCUCCUCGCCUUCAUCGCGUCCGACUCGACCGGCGUCAUCGCGACAAACCACCUCGUCGUCGCCGACAAGAGCCGGCUCCACGGCUUCGACCCGAUCUGCCAACAGCUCGCCGACCUCUACAGUCUCGCAGUCGAUGCCGCCAAGACCGGCAACGUCGUCUCGCUCGACCGCCUGCCUGACCUGCCCGACAAGAAGCGCCGGCCCGACUUCCUGCGCAAGACCGACCUCGACGACAUCACCGGCUACACCGACAGCUCGUUCGAGUACUACCCGUCGCAGCGCGCACUCGGUCACCUGUAUCGCGCCGUCGACGAGUCGGGUCUCAAGACGCCGAGCGCGGUGUACGGCGGGCCCGUUCUCGGCGACGGCAUGUCGGUCUCGUUCGGCUACCUGCGCCUCCUCGUCGAGGCCGACCUGGCGUCGUUGCUCGACACGCCGCCCGAGCCGCUCAAGCAGGUCCCGCCGUCCUACUACGACACGGUCGCGCCCAUCCUCGCCUCGUUCUCGGCCCUGUUCGCCAACAUCGCCCGCGCGCACACACCGCCUAACAGCACCGGCCGGCAGGUCAGCGAGCUCGAGCUGUUUGCCGUCACGAGCCUGCUCGCCUCGCAGCGGCACGAGGCCGCGCGCGGCAACGCCGUCGCCGCCAUGGCGCGCGAGGUCGCGGCACUCGUCAACUGGCUCGAGUGCGAGCUCACGAGCACGUCGAGUCGGGCGCGCGGCGAGCAGGUCGACGGCGAGACGCUGCGGCUGCGGUACAGCGCGUGGACGUGGGCAGUCGAGUCGGGCGACGAGUGGACCGUCGGCGUCAAGUCGGCACGGUGGAUCUGCCUCGCCCUCCUCCUCGAGACGAUGCGCGCAGAGAGGGCGAGGCGGGACACGCUCGACGAGGCGCGCUCGCCGAGCGAGGUGCACGGACCCGUCGGCCCGAUCUAUGGCCACGUGGCCGUCCACUCGCACCGGCUCGUCCGCCCUCAGCAGCCUACGCCGCCGCCUUCGCCCCCUGUCACCCGAUCGAGUCGAUCCAUCCCUUCCUCGACGCCGAUUCCGCCGGCGGUCCCGCUCGCGACGCGGCCGCGCACCUCGACCUCGCACCCCAACUCGCACACGCACCUGUCCACCUCGUCCCGCCCCGACGCCGUCCGCCCCGAUCCUCGCGCCAAUCCUCCUCUCGUCCCCCUCGUACCGCCCAUGCCCGCGUCCCGUCACUCGCUCGGCCCGCACGUCGCCGGCCCCGAGCCGGGCAACAACUUCGAGCGGCCGCACCGCCAGCGCCUCGGAGCCGAGCAGGCCGCCUCGUUCCCGCAGCCUCGUACUCGCUCUCCCACCACGAGCGAGACGAGCGACGCGGACGGCGCCCGAGCGGCGGCGCUCUCGUGGCCCUCGGCGGGACCGCCGCAGCCGCCGCACCUGCUCGGUUCGCUCGCCGCGCUCGCCACGCCGCCGCCGCAGCACCUGCUCGGCUCGCUCGCUGCGCCCGCUACGCCGCCGCCGGUUGGCGGCGGCGCGUUCGCGCUCGGAGCGUACGACUCGACCUCGGACGACGAGGACCUGCGCGAGGCCAGUGCGCGACAAGCGCGUGAAGCGCUCGGCUGGGAGCGCAGCGCCGAGUCGUCCGAGCGUCGAGCGGCGGGAGCAGGGCAGCAGAGCGCCGCAUCGGCCGAGUACGACGAGCUUGACGCCGAGGAGGCAGAAGCCGAGGCCGAGCGGGACAAGCUCUGGGAGGCGUUCAGGCGGCGCAAGUACCUCGAGGGCGUCGCCGUCCCGGUCCACCGCCCAGGGCGCAGGACGACCUCAACGAUCGUCUCGCACGCCGGCGGCUCGGGCAGCCAAGUCGGCUCGAGCUCGCUCGGGCCGUACAAGGGCGCGCCACCGGUCGCGCCCUGCCCGACCGCGCCGACGUCGUACCAGUCGACCUCGCGUCACGACGUCUCGCCGUCGCUCGCCCAUCCUGCUCCGCAGCGCGCCUUCCUCGACAACUCGGUCCACGGCGACGAGCUCGUCGUUGCCGGGCCUUCCUCGGGCGACUGGCGCCGACCGCAUCCGCACCUCGACAUCUACCAGCCCUGGUCGCCGCCACCAUACGCCCCAACCUCAUUCGGCGACGACCUCGGCCCGUACCCGCACGAGGAGCAGGCCGGCGUCGGUCCCGACGGGCUCGAUGGCGUCGUCGAGCAGCACCCGCAAAACGAGUACGAGCCGCCGCCGACGCCUCCCGACAAGCGCCGCGGCUACUUUCAAGGUGCGGGCGCGCCGUUCUGGGCUCGCUUCGACGACCGCGACGUCAAGCGCUACAAGUCGAACGUGAGCGGCGAGUCCAAGCUGGGCCGCUACGUCCUCGACGCCGACGGGCGGCCCUACCGCGACUCGAUCGGCCUAGGCGUGCUGCGCUUUCCAGAACGGCGCGGCGAGCCGCACGGGCGAGACGGCGCAGGGUGGGUGCCGGGCGGCGGCGAGGGCAGCUGGCUCGAGCAGGCGCAGCGCGAGGCGGCGGCGCGAGAGGCGGCGACGCAGGCGGGAGGAGCAGGGUGGGGCUCUCGCAGCGGGCGAGCGUGGUCGACGGCCGGCGCCGAGGCCAACGCUGCCGGCUGGCCGUCGCCUCCUGCGCAGCACGUCGUCGUCGAGCCCGCGCCGUCGAGCACGACCGCGGCGGACGCCGGGUGGGGCGCACCUCGCCCUCGCCCACCUCCUGCGCCCGGACCCUCUUCCGCACCUGCUCGCGCACCUCGGCAGAACUCGCACCGUCUCAUGUCGGACAUCAUGGCGACGAUCGAGGCGCGCAAGGCCGAGUCAAGCGCGGCCAAGAGGACGAGGUCACGCUGGAGGGGCGGGUGAGCGGCUCGAGCGUCGAGGCGGACGAGCGUUUCUCUUGUAGCUUUUGCGAGCGACUUUGCGAUUCAGGCUUUAGCCCUCG